UGUUGCUUCGGCAGUGAUAGUGGGAGGGUGUGUGCGCGCUGGUCUCCUGGGGCGCUAUGCCGUGUGUGUGGUCAGGACGGGGGCCCCUGAAACGCCUUCUCCUGCCCCUCCUACUUCUGUGCCUUCGUCAGGAGUGUUUCGUGGCGGCCAACAGUGACGCCAAUGAUACGGCGACGCUGCAGAAUUCCACGUGUAACCAGAGCCACUGCCUUCACUGUGACCUUAAGACAGAGAAGUGUGUCAAAUGCCUCUAUGUUAUCGUGGCCUCCUCCCGUCUGUGCCUCACCGCGUGUCCAGAGGGGUAUUCCACUUCCUGGCCCUCUGAUAGCAACCUCCUGGGACGUGUUUGUAAAGAGAGAAGCAUGCUGGCUCUCAUAUCAGGGCGUGACGUGACAAUCAUAGCGGGCGCGGCAGUGGGCGGGGCGGUGUGCGUGGGAGUGGUGAUCGGAGCGCUCCUGUACAUGAAGAGGCGAGCCAAGCCGCCCCCGUGCUACCCCCAGCCGGAGCCCAGGCAGAGGUACCCCAUCCCACGACUCUGGAAGGACAAACGACCAAAUGCUACUGAGAAGCCAGUAGCAAAUGAGGAACGGGUUGAAUUCUUGGAGCAGCUGGCUUGUCUGCGAGGAGAAGCCACCAACUUUCUGGAGAUGCUAAGCCACACGCAGACCCGCUUCCGCUCCCUCGGCAGUCCUGACUCGCCCACAGACACAAAGGCGAAGGCGUACAGGGCGGUGGUGCGGGAUCUGUCCAGGGUCCUGACGCUCCUGAACAGGCGAGAGGAACACAUCUUGACUGUACCUGGGGAUUGGCGGAGGCUCCUGUCCUGGGCUGCACGGGUCCUCGCGCGGUACAAGAGGCAGAAGACGAUGAAGGAGAGUGGUGACCUGCCCACUCUGGAUCCCCUGUACGCGGGCGGCACGCUCUACCAAACCCGGAGGCAGACCCAGGCGCAGCGGUGCCGCCUAGUGACUCAGGGAGCGCCGCCCCCCCCUCCCAGCGGCUACCCCCACGCCUCCCUCCACCCACAGGGACUCCCCACUGAGCUGUCAAGACACGCCAGCCAGCAGCCAGAUGGGGUCUCGGUCCAACUCCAUGAUGAGCCUGACGCCGAUAAUCCUGGAGGAGGCGGAGGAGGAGAUGCUGGAGACAGGAGGCAGGGACGAGGAACUUUUUGAGACGGAGCAUUACACCCACGCCCUUCAAGACAUGGAGAGACAAACACAAGGGGACCAAAAUACGUACCUGGGGGUGAACACUGAUGGUAUACCUGACAACUACAGCAGCUACAACAACUACAACAACUACAGCUACAACUACAAGCCCUCCACGCACUGUAACCAAAACCACGUGACACAGAAACAGUGUACGACAAUUAGAGAGCAGAUUCUGAACUUGAGGAAUAUGGAACAAAGACAAGACGCAAGAAAUGUUGACAAAUAUGUGACGCCAGAGGGAAGCCCGGCAAGGGAACACAUGCUGGACAGAACAGUGAGGGCAGGGACAACAGAGACGCCGCUGCAGGAGUCCCCAAGGGUAUUUUUAGGUCCUACGGUAUUUGAACGCAGUGCUGUCAACGCUGUUCUACCGGGAGCUGAUGUUUAUACAAAUGUUAUACGCAAACCAGUGUUGCCAACUGUAGUUCUGACAGGUGACCCUUACAGAGAUGACACGAUUGACAGAAAGGAACAGUUAAAAAGGGAAGGUGUGACAGGACAGCGUAGAUCACCUAGGAGCUGUAAGAUGCAGGCCAGGAGACAGGCGGCAGUCCCCAGGUGUGAACUGACCACUGACUUGUGACGUGUUGGUGUAAGGUGAAGGAAAA
Molecule: messenger RNA, 1822 nt
Organism: Scylla paramamosain (green mud crab)
Lineage: Eukaryota; Metazoa; Arthropoda; Malacostraca; Decapoda; Portunidae
Gene: T48
Exons: 8
Coding region: 57-1175 (372 amino acids)
Source: RefSeq, a predicted model, not a curated record